Molecule: messenger RNA, 1662 nt
Organism: Culex pipiens pallens (northern house mosquito)
Lineage: Eukaryota; Metazoa; Arthropoda; Insecta; Diptera; Culicidae
Product: FLYWCH-type zinc finger-containing protein 1
Exons: 2
Coding region: 1-657 (218 amino acids)
Source: RefSeq, a predicted model, not a curated record
AUGUUCAUUGCAGACGAACUCAUCGAAGAAGAAGUAGAAGACGACGAUCAGCGGUUGCUGUUUGUGCGGAGUCGCUGGGGCCGGAUGUGCCUGAUCUACCAGGGAUACUUGUUCUUCUCGAACAAGCGCGUCGCGGCCACCCACACGACCUACUGGCGGUGCACGUUUUCCAGCAAUCAACGAUUUAACACAGCUUUUUUUCAACUUUUUCCAGAUUGCUCCACACAGACUCUGCAGUUCAUUAAAAGUCCCUGGUCGACGUCCUGCCUGGUGCUGAACGACUACCUGUACAAUUGCCAUAGCACGCGCGGAGACAAGGUCUACUGGCGGUGCCAUAAUUACUCGCGUAAGAUAAAGGAGGAACGUUGCCGAGCGCGUUGCGUCAUCGUGGACGGAAAGCUGAGCGCGUUGACCGGGUCCCAGCACAACCAUCCGCCGCACACGGAGAAGAUCGACAAGAUCAACCGACGCAACCAGAUGCUCGACGAGACUGCCCCGAUGGCGUCCAGGUAUCCCAAGGCGUUGACCUCGACCGCUACUGCGUCGCAUGGCGAGUCCUUCGAGACGCUGGUUGACACCAGUUCGCUGGAUCUUGGGCUGAUUAAGAUCGAAGUGCUUCCAUUUGCCAAGUUGGGGAGCCAACCAAUUGAGCUGUAACGUGGGAAGCAUGCAAGCAUUAACGUACUAGAAUAGACUAAAACUUUUUUACCUCUGAACCUGAACCGCAAUAAAGUUUUAAUGUUGUCGAGCAAUAUGAAGAAACGUGUUUUAAUAGGGUUUCCAUCUGGAAACUCGAACAUUGUAAUAAGAGAGAUAUCGCUUACUAAUGCACACCUUUAAUUAAUUUUACAGUUUCAACCUUUGAGAAUCACCGGCAGUUUAUACGGAGUCAACGGGGAGCACCACUGCUAACGUUGGAGAACUUUAUCUACCGGUGCGAACGCGUCCGGAAGACCCGCUCGUACUGGCUGUGCAUCCGGUACAAAAGCUCCAAGUGCAACGGUCGCGUAAUCUGCCAGGGAAACACCGUCAUCAAGCGGACUUCGCACUGCCAUCCGGACGACCAGCGGCGGAUAUCUUCGUCCAUUAUCGAGCAAACCAACCUGGCGGCCAUCAAUCUCAACGACUGGUACAAGCUAACCCUGGUACAGAACAAGCAACAGGGACUCGUAGCGAAGCGAAAAUAAAGUUUUAAAAUUUGAAUUGUACAAAAAAAAAACGACGUUCAUCUGACCCAAAGCCUCUCCUCAUUCUAGUACUACAAAAUUGAGUUGGAACUAACCGCAACUUCUUCAUUCUUCCCAGGCCACAUCAAGACGACCAUCAGCACGACCAUUCCGUUGAGCCCGUCGCAUCAGAACGUGUUCUAUCGCGGCGAUCUGGGCGACCAGCUGAACCCGGACGCCGUCCAGUACAUCCGAAGUCGGCGGGGUCAUCCGCUGCUCGUGUACCGGGGGUACAAGUUCCGGCGAAACGGUGGCUGCAAGGACAAGGGCUACUGGCGGUGUGCCUCCUUUUCCAAGUGUCCCGGCCGGGUCACUACCGUCAGUGGGAUUAUCGUCAAGUAUCACGUUCACAGCCACGAUCCGCCUUUGUUGAAGCAGGUCGAAACAAUUUUAUGUUAGAUGUUUUGAAUUGCCAAUAAAGUGCAUAGUUUUUAAA